UUGGUGUAUCAAUAGUACAACCAAAAAGAUAACAAUUUAUAAAAAGACAAAGAAAAGAGCAACCGAUUUUAACAAAACAAUAAGAAAUCAAUUUGGUUGCUUUUGUAGAUCGAAAAGCUUCUUUGUUUUUUAACCUCUUAAUCAACACCUUUUAGUCAUCUUGUUUGCUGUUGACAACAAAAGGCAAUUUUGAAGAAACAAAGAAAAUGCUUUUAUUAUCUAAUAUGAUUGCAUUAGUUUCUUGCUUAUUAUUAAGCAUUUUUAAUAAUUUCUCCGUAGGAGCACCAAUCAAUCAAGGAGAAUCAACAGCUAGAGUUGACAGUACAAUUGGUUUCUAUGAUCCUAAAGCUUUCUACAGUUAUGAUAAAUUUGAAGGAGACAUCUUGGGAUCCUAUCCAACGACAAACAACUCAGAAGCUUCACCCUAUCAUGCCAUUGUCGAUACUGGUUAUCUGUGGCCUAAUGGAGAAGUGGUCUACACAAUUGACUCCAGCCUUCAGAAUCAACGGUCACUUAUUAAACAAUCAAUGGACCAUAUCACGCAAAUGACUGGAGGAUGCAUCAAAUUUAAGGAAAGAACCUAUGAAUCUGAUUAUGUUUACAUGUAUCAAGCUCAGGGAUGUUACUCUCAAGUUGGACGUCAAGGAGGCUCCCAAGAAUUAUCAUUAGGAAGAGGUUGCCAUGUUGCUGGUGUUGUUAUUCACGAAUUGCUUCAUGCUCUAGGUUUCUUCCAUCAUCACAGCAGAUCAGACCGUGAUCGUUACUUACGAAUUAAUUACCAAAACAUUGAUCCACAAGCUUAUCCACAAUUUCAAAAGUUAAAUGAUUGGGAAAAUCAAUUGUUUACUGAUUUCGAUUAUAAUUCAAUAAUGAUUUAUGGAUCAACAGCAUUUUCACGUGAUGGUUACUCACAGACAAUGACUACGAUAAAUCCAUCAGGAGCAACUAUUCAAGAUCCCGGUUAUAAGCAUGCAAUGACUCCAAGUGACGUUUCAUCCCUUAAAAAGCUCUACAAGUGUGACGCAAAUACAAUCGACACAGGCAAGGAUAAGAAGGAGAAAAAGAUCGGUAUUGGAGGUAUUUGGCCUUUUGACCAAACAACAACAACAGUUCCAGAUGCUGACGAUGAAGAUGAAGGAACUACAAUGAAACCAGUAACCGGGCAACCAAGCACUCAACAACCAAUUAUUCAAUGGACAACUCAACCAGUUGACCCAAGUGGUACCUCAGAUUACUCAACUCGUCAACCAAUUGUACCAACAAUUUUUCCAAAUGUUGUUCCCUCUAUUCCUAGUAUUGUUGAUUUUUCCACUUCACAACCAAAUGAAUUUUCCACCCAGUUUCCUUUCACUAUAGUGACAAUUCCUGGCUUGGGUAAAAUAGUGACCCCACCACCACCGGGAGCUGAGUUACCUGAACCAGAGAUACCUCAUCCAGUUCCACCUUUUCAACCUGUCGAUAAACACGUUUGGGCAAACGAAGUGCCUCAAGAUGAAAUAAUGAGCGACAAAGCAUAAAAAUUACUCCUGAAAAUUGUGUAAAUAAAUUAAAAUGAUCAGGAAUAAUGAUGCAUCAUUAUCUCACAGUGUUGGGUGAUUAUACCUUUUACUCUAUUUUUGACACAAAUUCUUCUGGACCAUUGAAUGGACAAAAUAUCUGUCUAUCUUGUGCCGUUUCUACUUGGGAUCUUUUCGUACCAAAACAUUAUCAUUAAUUUAUUUUGAACAUUUAUAAUUGGAUUAAACGAUUGAAAUUACUCUGCAAA
Messenger RNA from Tetranychus urticae (two-spotted spider mite), 1765 nucleotides. Its product is annotated as hatching enzyme 1.2. The record is from RefSeq and is a predicted model, not a curated record. Gene Ontology annotation, biological process: proteolysis. NCBI's taxonomy places the organism in Eukaryota, Metazoa, Arthropoda, Arachnida, Trombidiformes, Tetranychidae. Gene Ontology annotation, molecular function: metalloendopeptidase activity; zinc ion binding.